Messenger RNA from Macadamia integrifolia, 711 nucleotides. RefSeq names its product flavin mononucleotide hydrolase 1, chloroplatic-like. The record is from RefSeq and is a predicted model, not a curated record. Bases 3 to 479 code for a protein of 158 amino acids. Lineage: Eukaryota; Viridiplantae; Streptophyta; Magnoliopsida; Proteales; Proteaceae. The transcript is spliced from 4 exons.
ACAUGGCAUUGAGUUUACCUAUUUUCCUUGCAGGUCUUAAAGAAUGUAUGAGAAGAGGGUAUUCCUAUAUUGAUGGUGUUGAAGAAUUGCUUAGUUGUUUGAAAAGAAACAACUAUCAGAUGCAUGCGUUUACAAACUAUCCAAUCUGGUACACAAUGAUUGAAGACAAGUUAAAAAUCUCAACCUAUUUAUCUUGGACAUUCUGCUCAUGCAUAACUGGAAAAAGGAAGCCUGCAGCUGAUUUUUACUGGGAGGCUCUGAGGCAUCUGGAAGUGGAGCCAGCAAGCUGUGUUUUCAUCGAUGACCGGAUGUCAAAUGUCGAAGCAGCAGUAAAUGUUGGGAUGGUCGGGGUACAUUUCAAGGAUUCUGCUUCUCUUCAGCAUGAUCUAUCAAUACUAGGGAUUGAGGUUGGUUCUCUGACAGAUAAAAGCGACCGAAAGCUGGAUCCAACCAUCCUCACCAAAGAAAUAUUUCCUUAAUUUCUUCAAUCCCUCAAUUAGUUUAUUUCUGCUUUGAUUAUUUGUCACUCUUUUUGUUGGCAAUUAUCAUUACUUAGUACCAAUAAACUACUGCUGCCCUGUUUGGCAUAUUGUCUGCAAUCCUAUUUGGUUAAUUCUUAUAUAUGUCCCAAACUCAAUAGGCAGCACUGGCCAAUUUUGAAACAAGAUUAUAUUGAAUUGAAGUACUUGUGGACUUUCACAAUUUCUGAAA